AUGAUCACGCAAGUUGAGGGUAAGCCACCGGCGGUCUUCUCCAAGAAACCGUCGGUUGUCAACCUUAGCGUGAGCAAGCCAAAGCCGCAGAACAACGCAGCAAGUAGCAUGGGCAGGACAAGGGCAGCCCCGGACCAGGCGCGGGAGACCGGGGACGUUGCUGUUGUUCCCUUUGAUCGUACGCGACAGUUUGGGGAAGACGCUGCGACACCAAGUGCAAGUGAAAAAAUGACCCAGAUGACUCUUGCUCUCUCUCUCUCUCUCUCUCUCUCUCUCUCUCUCUCUCUCUCUCUCUCUCUCUCUCUCUCUCUCUCUCUCUCUCUCUGUGCUUCUUUCUCAUUGUUCGAACAGACCACACACACAUCUUUUCCUCUCUCAGCUUUGAAUGUCAAAAAAACAAAAGUUUCGGUUUGA
Molecule: messenger RNA, 414 nt
Organism: Monosiga brevicollis MX1
Lineage: Eukaryota; Choanoflagellata; Craspedida; Salpingoecidae
Exons: 2
Coding region: 1-414 (137 amino acids)
Source: RefSeq, a predicted model, not a curated record